Molecule: messenger RNA, 5530 nt
Organism: Drosophila miranda
Lineage: Eukaryota; Metazoa; Arthropoda; Insecta; Diptera; Drosophilidae
Gene: Pvr
Product: platelet-derived growth factor receptor alpha
Exons: 18
Coding region: 468-5267 (1599 amino acids)
Biological process (GO): positive regulation of kinase activity; cell surface receptor protein tyrosine kinase signaling pathway; protein phosphorylation
Cellular component (GO): signaling receptor complex
Molecular function (GO): transmembrane receptor protein tyrosine kinase activity; ATP binding
Source: RefSeq, a predicted model, not a curated record
GAAAAUAUAAUUUAUUUAAAAAUUAGUGAAAUACUAAAAUAAACUAUCAAUAUUCGAUAUAAUUCAUAUAUAAUUCUGAAAGAAACGAGUCGCGCUUUCAACUUCGAACGGGGUGCGCGCUCUAAACUUGCAAAGCAAUACGUAUACGUUUACGUACGGUAUUUAUAUGGUGAUCUGAUCUGAAGCAGAAACAGACUGUUCAAAUUUUGUCGACGACGCAGUUUAUUUAAUAAUUAUUUGUUAUUGAAACUCUUCCCCCACGCAAGAAGGUUGGAAGACUUCAUUUAACACAAAUUGAAAACUGCCUCCGCUAAGUGAGCAAAGUGACCAGUUCCAGUCGUGACCAUGGCAUUACUGGGGCAAAUGUGUUAACGCCUUUCGUAUAUAUACUAAAUAUAGUAGUGUCUAAUUAGCGGAAUAUUUAAACAAAAGCCAAAUAACAAACAAAUUAAGCGAAAAGUGAAAAUAUGCGCCUGGCCCACAGUGUAGUGGCCUCCUGCUGGCUGCCGUUACUCAUCUGGAUGUCGAGGAGCGAUGCAUUGCCUCGCCCCCAAUUCGAGCAGGAGGAUAACGAGGUGUCCACCAAUUGUGGCGGUGAUAAUGGAGCACCCCUGAUAACGCCCUGCAAGGAGUCCAUCAAGCUGGAAUACAGAACAAACUACACGCUGCGUUGCGAGGCCAGCGAGCCGAUCAUUUGGUGGGCAAGUCACGAAAGUUCGCUGGUCAGUAGCUUCGAUAACACGGAGGAGGAUCCCCAGCGUCCGUAUGGCCUGCAGCUGCACCUGAUCGAGGUGACGGCGGACAAUGUGGGGGCAUACUACUGCAUCAAGGAGUCGGCGGCAGGGUCCCUCAAUAGCGGUCCGGACGAGAAGCUCGGCGAGAUGCUGGGCGAGAUGGUGAACAACGAUCUGGCCAGCACCAUUUACGUGUUUGUGAAUGAUCCGAUAAAUCUGCUGGUUCCGACGGCACCCAUUGUCCAUGCUCGCCAGUACACGGAUGUGGUGAUACCCUGCAAACCCUCGAUGCCCGAAACGGAGGUGCUGCUGACAUUCAACUCAGAUAAAUUUUCCAGCCAGACCUCUGGUCGCUAUGAUCCAAAGCGUGGCUUUACCAUCGAAAUACGAAGCAUCACCGAUGGUGGCGACUAUUAUUGUGAGCCCGAGUAUCCAGCCGCAGAGAAUGAAGAGGAGUAUACGGUCAUACCAGUCCGCUUUAUCGGUAACGGUCACAUUGAUACAUCUGGAUUGGAUAGUGCCAGUACCUCGAGUGCCACCAUCCUGCCGCCUAACAUAGAAUACGGUGUUGAAGAAUACAACGGUGUUACGACUCCGGAGGGUUCCGCAGAUAGCGAUAAUGAUAAUGAUAACGAUGAUGAUUUCCUCACUACUGUAACUAACACAACCAAUGAAGCGAAUGAUCGCUUGAAUAAGCCCAGCAUCAGCUCUACGCCGGGAAAGCAUGUCAUUGUGAAUGGGACUUUCACAUUGGUCUGUGAGCUGUCUGCCCCGCAGGGCGUGAACUAUGAAAUGAGCUGGAGCACCCCCAACAGCAAAAAGAAGUGGACACUCCACGAGGAUGCCUACCAUCUAGAUCCUCAGGGUCGCAUCUCCUACACGAAGCCGCGAUUCGACAACACCAUGAAGAACAGCACCCAUGUGGUGGGCAGUAGCAGGCUGACGGUGACACAGGCCCAGGAGUCCGAUGAGGGCACCUACAAGUGCACUGUCACGGAUAGCUUUGACCGCCUGCAGUUCACCACCUACAAGAUGAAAGUCAUGCAACCGAACACGACCUAUCUGGAUGUGCGAGAACCCGCCGGCCACUACAAUGUGAAUGAGUUUGCCAAUAGAACCAUCACGAUGACCGCCGAAUUUAGUGGAUUUCCUCAGCCGAUCUUCAAGUGGUAUCGGCCCGAUGGCAGCGAGUUCUGGGAGACGGGGCACAACUUCAACAUUGAAUCGACGGAGUCCAGCACCACGCUUCGGCUGCACAAUGUCCAGCUGAAGGACAGCGGCACCUAUGUCCUUAAGGGCAAGGUGCCCGAAAGCAAUGUCACCCGCGUCCUGAAGUACAAUGUCAGUGUGAUGUCCUCGCCAGAGCUCAGCAUGGAUGAUGUCUAUGUCGAGGCGGGAAAUGAAGCACAUUUGGACUGCCUGGUGCGUUCGUAUCCCCCGGCGGUGGUCACCUUUCUUUUCAGGCCCUGUAAGCUGGUGCCGCGAUGGCCCACGUGUAACUCACUCAAUCAGAACUUUAGUUCACCCGAUGUCCAAAAGACAUUUAAGUUCAAUGUCCAACCACGACCGGGGCUACUCUCUGUGGAACGUAUCUAUGCCGUGUCCUUUACACCCACAGAGCCGGGCAUACUCUCCUGCGCGGCCCAGAACUUGGUGGAUGGUGUGCCGCGUAUGGCCAUCACCAAAUCGCAUGUGCUGAUCGGUAACAUUGCGGAGAAGAUGACCAUAUAUGGCCUGGAUGAGAACCGGAAGAUUGCCAAGGGCGAUGAGGAGAGUUUCACUUGCGAGGCAUUGGCCUAUCAUUUCGAUGGCACUCUCACAUGGUAUCACAAUGGAGAGGAAGUGGAAGCAUCGGAGGCUCUUCUGAUACAGACCAGCCACAGUGACUACUCCUACAAGAGUACUUUGAAGUUCCCGGCAAUGGGUGAUGGCGAUCGGGGCACCUAUGAGUGCCGUGCCCAUCAUAUCCAUAAUCACACGCAGUACGAUAGUCGGGAGAUCGAUGUCUAUGUACACGAUCCAAAGGCACCCCAUUGGGUGCACACCAAUCUGAAUGCCAACUCAAAGAUGGAGAAAAAACUGGGCGAAUCUUUGGCCCUGGAGUGCCGCUCCAUGGCAGUGCCCCAGGCGAAGGUGCGCUGGUUCAAGGAUGGCAAGGAGCUGCGGGAGACGAAUCUCACCCACAUCAUUGAAGACGAGGAGAAGCUGCUGAUCACCCACCUAUAUCCCUAUGACGAUGGCAUCUACAGGUGUCUGGUGGAGAACCGGCUGGGCAGCAUUGAGAACUCCAUUACCGUGGUCAUCGCUGAUAUGCCUGGCAUUAACAAAGCCUGGAUUUGGUUUGGAGUAAUGCUCUUCCUCAUCCUCAUAAGCCUUUGCGCCUUUCUGGCGGUGCGCUACCACAAGGAGCGCAAGCGGCAUUUGGCUUUGAAGGCCGCCGGUUUGGCAAACUUCGAGGAGGGCGCCGUGGAACAUAUCAAUCCUUCUUUAUCGCUGGACGAGCAGGCGGAUCUGCUGCCCUACAAUCGGAAGUUUGAGUUCCCGCGCGACAGCUUAAAGCUGGGCAAACAACUGGGCGCUGGCGCCUUUGGUGUGGUGCUCAAGGGCGAGGCCAAAGGGAUACGUACCGAUGAACCCACCUCAACGGUGGCCGUAAAAAUGGUCAAGCGCACGGCGGACAAUGAGGUGGUGCGUGCCUUGGUCUCCGAGCUGAAGAUUAUGGUCCACUUGGGACAGCACUUGAAUGUGGUUAAUCUGCUGGGUGCUGUCACCAAGAAUAUAGCAAAGCGUGAACUUAUGGUCAUUGUGGAAUACUGUCGUUUCGGGAAUGUCCAAAACUUUUUGCUCAGGAAUCGCAAGUUUUUCAUCAAUCAGAUAAGUCCGGUUAACGAUAGGAUCGAUCCAGCCAUCAUGGUCCAACGCGUUUCCGAAACCUUUGAGCUCCAUCGCGAUGUAAAUGGUGGUGGCUUGAAGUAUGCUAAUGUCGGUUUCCCCAACCAUCCGUAUAUCAAUCACAUGAACUCCGUAAACAACAAUUAUACGCAAAAUCAUCGCAGAAAUUCGGACAAUGAUCCACGUUCGGGCACACGUGCGGGUAGACCCGGUUCCGCUGGUUACAGCUACGAUCGUCAGACGGACACCUGUGCCACAGAAGCCACUGUGAUGACAACAGUGCCAGAGGAUGAACAUGUGAUGUCUAACAACUCGAUACAGCCCGCUUGGCGUUCCAAUUACAAGACAGAUUCUACGGAGGCCAUGACCGUGACCACAACUGAUCUCGUUAGCUGGGCCUUCCAGGUGGCUCGUGGCAUGGACUAUCUGUCCUCCAAGAAGGUCCUGCAUGGUGAUAUAGCCGCACGAAACAUACUCCUGUGCGAGGACAAUGUGGUCAAGAUCUGUGACUUUGGUCUAGCGCGUUCCAUGUAUCGUGGCGAAAACUACAAGAAAUCAGAGAGCGGAAAGCUACCCAUCAAGUGGUUAGCGCUGGAAUCUCUCAGUGAUCAUGUAUUCAGUACUUAUAGUGACGUUUGGUCCUUUGGCAUUGUGCUGUGGGAGCUGUUUUCGCUGGCCAAGGUGCCAUAUCCCGGCAUUGAUCCCAAUCAGGAGCUGUUCAACAAACUCAACGAUGGCUAUCGCAUGGAGAAGCCACCCUAUGCCAACCAAGAGAUCUAUGAGAUAAUGCUCGAGUGCUGGAGGAAGAAUCCGGAGAGCAGACCCUUGUUUGCUGAGCUGGAGAAGCGCUUUGCCACCAUGCUGGGCGAGGAUGUGACCAAUCACUACCUGGACCUGAACAAUCCCUACAUGCAAACGAACAUGGAGUACAUGAAGAACCAGUCCACAGACUACCUGGCCCUGAUGGGAUCCCCCGAUGAACUGGCGCCGGCAGCACCGCGUUACGUGAAUGGCCAUAUAGUGCCCGAUAUACGAAUCGAAGAGCUGCCCGAUGACUAUCAGGCCAUGAGCCCCCCCGAUACCAGCACCGCCAUCUAUUCACCCACGCGCCUCGAUGGCGACGAUAUGGCACCAACGGCCAAUUUCACAGAGUUCGCGGACUUCUCACCCCUACAAACAACCGACACCUCUUUCACCUUCCCAGAUGCAACGCCGCCCCAACCCCAACGCCUUGUAGGACAGCAUUCACCGACGCUUAGCAACAAUAUGAACAGCAGUGUCCACAAGCCGCUGCGCAAGAAGAACGGCCUGCCCACGGUGGAUACCGCCGAUCAGGCACCCGAGGAGAUACCCAUGCUGCAUCGCACGUCCACAUCGGAUACGGAACAGAGUCCGGAACAGGGGCGACGCUUCAACCAGGCGCUAAAGCAGCAAUAUGUCACGCCCAAGCCAUCGCCGCGCCAUCAUGUGGAAACGAAACUGAAUGGCGAGUCCGAGGACUAUGUGAAUGUGAAGCCGCCGCGUAAAAAUCUUGUCAAUAAGCCCACGACUACUGGUGGCACCAGCAACACAGAAGCCUUCUCCAAUCCCAGCUAUCAACCGCUUUCGGGAGUCAAUGAGAAGGUGGAGCGACGGUAUUAGACGUGUAGAUGCCUGGAAGCAGCCAGCUAGCUUAAGUUAGACAACAAUACUACUUAGUGGCAUUCUGAUAUAGCUUUAAGACGAAACUCACUCCAUGUUAUAUAUAUACUUUAUUAAUGCCAUUUCAUGUAUAAUUUUAGUUAAUAGUUUUAAGUCGAAUUAUCGUGUAUGUUAUAUGUCUCCAAAUGUGUACCUACGAUUACUCAAAUAGAAUGGGUAUAAAAUGAACAGAUCGAUAUAUCACUGGACCCCACCAUCACAGA